UCAUAAAGCUCCCCUUAAAGCGACCUGAACGACGGCAGCAGCUUGUCUUCGAGCAGAGACCACGCAGCUGCAUAGGCGACGGUAACAGCAUCUAUUGCUGUUAUUCAGCCUUUAGAUCUCAAUGAACUGCUUGCUGGAAAAGCACUGAUCGUGCCUGCAGCUUCUGCAAGGCGGAGGCACUGAUCAGUGACCUUUACAUUUAUUUUCAUAGAUUUUUGUUAAUAUCAGUUUGUAAUAGUUUCUUAUUACCAUGGUGCUAGGAAAGGUGAAGAGCUUCACAGUAAGCUACGAUUGUCUCAAUGACAGUAAUGUCCCCGUUUUCUCAAGUGGGGAUUCAAUCUCAGGGAGGGUGAUCAUUGAAGUGACCGGUGAAAUCCGAGUGAAAUCGCUCAAAAUACGCGCAAAGGGAUGUGCAAAAGUCCGUUGGACAGAAUCUCGAAAUGCCGGAUCCAACACCGCUUAUACUCAGAAUUAUUCUGAAGAAGUGGAAUACUUAAACUACAAAGAUAUCUUAAUUGGGCAUGAACGAGAUGAUGAUAACUCAGAAGAAAGUCUGAUCACUAUCCAUUCAGGAAGACAUGAGUAUGCAUUCAGUUUUGAGCUUCCACAAAUACCUCUGGCUACCUCCUUUGAAGGCAAACAUGGCAGUGUGCGAUACUGGGUUAAAGCUGAGCUUCAUAGACCAUGGCUGCUGCCUAUGAAAGUGAAGAAGGAGUUCACAGUCUUUGAACACAUUGACAUCAACACUCCUUUAUUGCUGUCACCCCAGGCAAGCACAAAAGAAAAGACUUUAUGUUGCUGGUUUUGCACCUCAGGCCCUAUUUCCUUAAGUGCCAAAAUUGACAGAAAGGGUUACACCCCAGGAGAAUCUAUCCAGAUCUUUGCUGAAAUUGAAAACUGCUCCUCUCGUAUGGUUGUGCCAAAAGCAGCGAUUUACCAAACACAGACCUUCUAUGCCAAAGGGAAGAUGAAGGAAGUCAAGCAGUUGGUCGCCAACCUUCGAGGAGAGUCGUUGUCUUCAGGAAAGACGGAAACCUGGAACGGCAAGAUGCUGAAAAUUCCCCCAGUUUCCCCCUCUAUCCUGGACUGCACCAUCAUCAGAGUGGAGUAUUCAGUGAUGAUGUAUGUGGACAUCCCAGGAGCCAUAAACUUGUCCCUCAACCUACCCCUGGUCAUUGGGACUAUCCCCUUACAUCCCUUUGGCAGCCGGACCUCCAGCGUCAGCAGUCAGUGCAGCAUGGCCAUGACCUGGCUUGGCAUGGCACUUCCCGAAAGGCCCGAAGCACCUCCAAGCUACACAGACAUUGUGACCGAGGAGCAGAGACGGACCAGCCUGGAGGUGCCCGUGUCUAGGGAUGAACUUGAUGGACCAUUGUUUGCUUAUGUCCAGGAGUUCCGCUUCCAGCCCCCUCCACUCUACUCUGAGAUCGACCCAAAUCCAGAUCAAGUUCGUGGAGUCGAGGAAGGGAGGCCCAACAGCUGUCCAUCACGGUGAAGAAAACCUAGACGAUGCCCAGAAUUUGAGUUUUCCCACAUCUGGCAUCCUUCUCCUUUCGUCAAUAUCAAGAGAAAGGAAACCGAUAGAAAUGUUAUGAAGCUGUACAAGCUCCUCCAGGAAUGACAUGUAAGAAUUACCUGGUGAAUAACAUUCUGUCCACUAGAAUGGACAGAGAGAAGAUUAACCUAGCAGAAUUCAUGUAGCUGCCCACAACUGAAGAAGCCGUUUUUUUUUUGUUUUUUUUUGUCUGGGAUUGGUGAUUGCCUGCCCUGUAGUCAUGACACAUGUUAGAAAGCAAGCAGGAGAAAACUAUCAGUAUCCUGAAGCACUCAUUUCAAGAAGAGAGAUGUGAAGCCAGGCCUCAUCCUGCCUCAUAUGGAAGUUUGCACAUUUUAUUGUUUGCUUGUGUUGUGUGGUUCUGUUAAAAUCACUAAUGACUUGCAUAUGUUGCGCUAGGAGACUGCAGACUGUACUAAAAUUUCCUCGUCUGCACAUCUAUUAGUAAUGCAGAAACAGAAAAAAAAACAAAAAAUGCACUGACUAAGUGAAAACUUAAUUUCUAUAAGUUGUUUUUUUUUGUGAAGUCACUCAAUUUGCAUGAGUCCACAUAGCACACGUACAUUUUUCUCAGGCUCUUUACCUGUUGCUUCAUUGACUCAGAUUUAAGUAUUUGCUUUCUUGUUGCAAAUUACCUUCAAUCCAGAUUUUGUUUUCUUUGCAUUUUUAUUGUAUAGACUUUAUUGUAGAAGAGCAAGAGAUAAGGCACAAGAUUUGUGUAUGUGUGCACGUACAUGUGUAUGUGCAUGCAGAUGUGUAUUAUUCUGUGUUGGUUAACAAACUUAGAUAGACAUGGGUAGGACUGGCACCUGGUAGACAAGGCCACACAAUGUAGAGCAUUUGUUGCCUGUCGACUUGUGUUAAAGAGUAAUGCUCUGUUCCGUACUGCCUAAAACAGCACUCAAUCUCAGGUGAUGCCACUUGCCAAACGGUUCGUAAGACACUCUUGUUUCAGUUGCACUGUGUGAUUUGAAGGAAGGAAAAAUAAACAAGAUGGAAUACGUGCAGUUUUAAGGCAGCUUUUACAGGCUGACGACAUUCCCUUUUUGUCCUGCUGCACUUGCAGAAUCCAGACAUCAACCCAAGCCAAUGAAACCAAGAAAUAACUUUAAGGAAUAGGUUAAAGCAUGAAACAAGACAGUAGUGUGAAAGGCCACGGAGGCCAUACUGAUACAGCAGGAGAGAAAUUGCAUGUUGCGAAACCACAUUUUAAACUGGUCAAGUAGUCGUAGGUUUAAAUGAGUGCUACAUUUGUUUUCAAACUCAUAUAAUGACAACCAGUUUGAGAUUGGUUUUGGAGAGCCUUAAUUGUAAAGCACUUUAAAGUAAAAGUUAUUAAUGGUGAAGGCUUGAACAAGGUUUGGUAAUCACAAAACUUUUCACAAUGGAAAGUCCUCUGUCAGUGCAGUUCUAAAAUGAAACACAUCAGUUAAAAGUUUAACUAACCAUUUAAAUCAUUAUACGUAUAUACCUGAGACCAGCAAGCUUCUGACAAUAUAUGGCCUUGACAUUUCUGGUAUAAUUAUUCAAAAAUGCAUACUUAAGAUCAUUUACAGCUCAGCUUUUCUUUGUGCUGCUGCUUCUACAAAUCUUGUAAAAUUGUGACAAAAAGGGAAAAAUAGUCCUACAAAGAAAGUUUUAAAGAUGAUUCCUGGGAGAGUAUUUGAGUUUUCCUUGGUAUUGUUUUUCUUUAAUUUGUUCAAUUAUGUCUACAUAAUAGGGAUUUAGGGAUUUGGUGUUUAUUUCCAGUGAAACACCUUUUAUGUUUGUCUAUUUUAGAUCUUGGGAACAACAUUAGCUGUACUUAUUCAGAUUUCAUCUCCACAGGAAUUAAAAUCUGUUGCAAAUAACUGCCAUAUUGAGACAGAAUUGUGUUUUCCGUGUUUAUGUUAGUGACUUUAGGUUUUAGGUCGGAAAGGCUGCGAAAGUAUAUCAGACACAUUUUCCGUUUCACAUCUGCCAGUUCCAUAGUCCUUAGGCUUCCACUGCAGUCAGUUAUUAUAGCUAGGCAUCUGAUUUCCUUUGGGAGCCAUAAUGUUUGGAUGCUGGAGAGUGGGAUCUUAAAAAAUGUAGAAAUAAGUGCAAUAUAUAUUUUUUUACCUUUUUAGUUUGUUGAUGUUAAUUGACAGUAGAUUCUGUUUGGAUGCAUUAUUGUUCUGAAUGAUUUUAACUGUUUUUCUGUCUGAAAUAAAGUUAAAAUGUUGAAAAUAUA
This is a messenger RNA of Paramormyrops kingsleyae, 3767 nucleotides long. RefSeq names its product arrestin domain containing 3a (gene arrdc3a). Lineage: Eukaryota; Metazoa; Chordata; Actinopteri; Osteoglossiformes; Mormyridae. Gene Ontology annotation, cellular component: cytoplasm. The record is from RefSeq and is a predicted model, not a curated record. Gene Ontology annotation, biological process: protein transport.